Molecule: messenger RNA, 1431 nt
Organism: Toxotes jaculatrix (banded archerfish)
Lineage: Eukaryota; Metazoa; Chordata; Actinopteri; Toxotidae
Product: centrosomal protein of 55 kDa-like
Exons: 10
Coding region: 128-1345 (405 amino acids)
Biological process (GO): regulation of phosphatidylinositol 3-kinase/protein kinase B signal transduction; mitotic cytokinesis
Source: RefSeq, a predicted model, not a curated record
AAAUAAUGUCUCCUUCCCGUGCUGUCGGAAAUUCAAGCAGAUCUAGACGUUAACAGUAAAUAUAUGUUAACAGUGUAUUUUCCAAUAGAUUUUUUUUUUUACAAGAGUAUUUGUGAGCAGAUGACAGAUGGCGGCCUCCAAAUAUAAGCGUUUCCUCAGGAAAAAGCACACCACUGAUAUGGUUGUCAGCAGCCUGAGGAAGGAGAAUGCCUAUCUGAAGAAGACCCUGGCUGAGCUGUCUCGUCAGCAUUCAGAACAUUACAAGCUAGUAGAGAGAUUCCUCUCUCUUGAAACUGUAAGGCUGGAGAAUUAUCCGCAGCUGAUGGCCAAAGACGAGAAGACUGCUUUGCCUUCAGAGCAGCUGAGUAAGAAAGGAGGGAAUCUGAUGGACGAAGUGGCCAUGAGGAGAAUAUCCACUUAUUCCAGAGAGAUUGAAGAAAUCAAGAAUAAGCUUGGCUCCAAGUCAGAUGAACAGACCUCUGUGACAGAGCUCCAAAAUCACCUCAGAGAUGCCUUGGAGAAGAACAAGCAGUGGCUGGAAUAUGACCAGCAGAGAGAGGCCUAUGUGAGGGCAAUUAUGGCCAGAAUGUUAUGGCUGGAGAAGCAGCUGAAUGAAGCCAAUCAGGCCCGCUCACAGCAGCACAAUGAAGACCAUUCAGAUGAGAAGGAGCGAAUGCGCCAGAUGCAGGAGCACUAUGAAAGACUCUUACAGAAAGCCAAAGACGAGCUGCAGGUGCUCAGGGAGCAGGUUGACAUCACCCACCAGAACCUGAUAAUAACUCAAAACUGUUGCAGGGAAAGGGAGGUGGAGGUGGAGGAGCUCAAGCAGCAGCUGCAGAAUGAAAAAAUGAACCCAAAAAGUUCAACGGAAGAUCACUGUUGCUCUGAGGAUGAGGAACUGAGGGAUGAGCCCGAAGACCUCCAGUGCAGACUGGAUGAGGAGAAGCGCAGGUCAGCUAACUUUGAGUUGCAGGCAAAUCUCUUUCAGAAGUUUAUGUUAAAUCGUCACCAUGCAGACCAGGAAAAGAUUGCAGACCUGGAGCGACAGAUCAAGAUUUCCUCACAAGACCUCGAGGAUGAGAGGCAGAAUUGUUCGUAUUUAAAGAAGCAAAUGGUCAGAGUCCUGAAGACGCUGCAAAAAACUAAAGCUCAUGUGACAAAGUCAAAGAGAGACCAGCAGGAUUGCAACUCAUGUCAAGCAACACGCCCGCCCUCCCAGCUCUCCAGAGACAGCCUGACAUCCUCCGCUCACAGCAGCUUCCUGGAGUGUCCCGGCUGCCAGGCCGAGUUUCCUGCCUGUCACUACCGGGAACUGAUGAACCACCUGGAGAUCUGUCUCGACUGAGCUGAGCCUUCAGCCUCUUCAGUUCUGUAUCUUCUUUAAUAUGGAUUGAUUUUGAUCCACACUGUUUAACCAGAGAUACAAGUUAA